AUGGAAGGGUCUGAAAAAGACAUAGAAAACUUGUUGUACCGGAUUGGCCAGUACAACAAAGAUAAAGACCGGCUGAUCAAGCCCCAUACAAGAUCUGUGUCUCUCCCACGCUCCUCCAUCACACCUGUGUCCCUCCCACGCUCCUCCAUCACACCUGUGACACUCCCACGCUCCUCCAUCACACCUGUGUCCCUCCCACGCUCCUCCAUCACACCUGUGUCCCUCCCACGCUCCUCCAUCACACCUGUGUCCCUCCCACGCUCCUCCAUCACACCUGUGUCCCUCCCACGCUCCUCCAUCACACCUGUGUCCCUCCCACGCUCCUCCAUCACACCUGUGUCCCUCCCACGCUCCUCCAUCACACCUGUGUCCCUUCCACGCUCCUCCAUCACACCUGUAUCCCUCCCACGCUCCUCCAUCACACCUGUGACACUCCCACGCUCCUCCAUCACACCUGUGUCCCUCCCACGCUCCUCCAUCACACCUGUGUCCCUCCCACGCUCCUCCAUCACACCUGUGUCCCUCCCACGCUCCUCCAUCACACCUGUGUCCCUCCCACGCUUCUCCAUCACACCUGUGUCCCUCCCACGCUUCUCCAUCACACCUGUGUCCCUCCCACGCUCCUCCAUCACACCUGUGUCCCUCCCACGCUCCUCCAUCACACCUGUGUCCCUCCCACGCUUCUCCAUCACACCUGUGUCCCUCCCACGCUUCUCCAUCACACCUGUGUCCCUCCCACGCUCCUCCAUCACACCUGUGUCCCUCCCACGCUCCUCCAUCACACCUGUGUCCCUCCCACGCUCCUUCAUCACACCUGUGACACUCCCACGCUCCUCCAUCACACCUGUGUCCCUCCCACGCUCCUCCAUCACACCUGUGUCCCUCCCACGCUCCUCCAUCACACCUGUGUCCCUCCCACGCUCCUCCAUCACACCUGUGUCCCUCCCACGCUUCUCCAUCACACCUGUGUCCCUCCCACGCUGCUCCAUCACACCUGUGUCCCUCCCACGCUCCUCCAUCACACCUGUGUCCCUCCCACGCUCCUCCAUCACACCUGUGUCCCUCCCACGCUCCUUCAUCACACCUGUGACACUCCCACGCUCCUCCAUCACACCUGUGUCCCUCCCACGCUCCUCCAUCACACCUGUGUCCCUCCCACGCUCCUCCAUCACACCUGUGUCCCUCCCACGCUCCUCCAUCACACCUGUGUCCCUCCCACGCUCCUUCAUCACACCUGUGUCCCUCCCACGCUCCUCCAUCACACCUGUGUCCCUCCCACGCUCCUCCAUCACACCUGUAUCCCUCCCACGCUCCUCCAUCACACCUGUGACACUCCCACGCUCCUCCAUCACACCUGUGACACUCCCACGCUCCUCCAUCACACCUGUAACACUCCCACGCUCCUCCAUCACACCUGUGUCCCUCCCACGCUCCUCCAUCACACCUGUGUCCCUCCCACGCUCCUCCAUCACACCUGUGACACUCCCACGCUCCUCCAUCACACCUGGGACACUCCCACGCUCCUCCAUCACACCUGUGUCCCUCCCACGCUCCUCCAUCACACCUGUAUCCCUCCCACGCACCACCAGGUCUUGUAUAGCAUAUUGGCCUAAGCCAGACGUGUAUGAGGCUAAGCCAGACGUGUAUGAGGCUAAGCCAGACGUGUAUGAGGCUAAGCCAGACGUGUAUGAGGCUAAGCCAGACGUGUAUGAGGCUAAGCCAGACGUGUAUGAGGCUAAGCCAGACGUGUAUGAGGCUAAGCCAGACGUGUAUGAGGCUAAGCCAGACGUGUAUGAGGCUAAGCCAGACGUGUAUGAGGCUAAGCCAGACGUGUAUGAGGCUAAGCCAGACGUGUAUGAGGCUAAGCCAGACGUGUAUGAGGCUAAGCCAGACGUGUAUGAGGCUAAGCCAGACGUGUAUGAGGCCAGACGUGUAUGA
Messenger RNA from Procambarus clarkii (red swamp crayfish), 1938 nucleotides. NCBI's taxonomy places the organism in Eukaryota, Metazoa, Arthropoda, Malacostraca, Decapoda, Cambaridae. The record is from RefSeq and is a predicted model, not a curated record.